UCGCGGGAGCCGAUGAGGAGAGCCGCUUCUCGCGCGGGACGCGGGGCCCAAGGGCCCCCGAAAGAUAGGAACAAAGUCAGGAGCCCGGAGCUCGGGGCUGGGUCCCACGACCCGCCGAGGGGCAUGUCUGACUUGUCAUUUGAGGAGCUGUUGGAAUUGCAGAACCAAGUGGGAACCAAGGCAUACAAACAAUUGGUAGCUGGAAAGAGCACUGAAAAGCAAGGUUCUAGGCAGUCUUCAUGUGUUGCAGAUAAGCACAAGCCUCUGGAAAUGUCAGCCAAGGUCCGAGUGCCAUACUUACGUCAGGUUGUUCCUGUCAGUAAGAAGGUGGCCCGGGACCCCCGCUUUGAUGAUCUGUCAGGGGAAUAUAAUACUGAGGUAUUCGACAAAACAUAUCAAUUCUUGGAUGAAAUCCGAGCCAAGGAGAAACAGCUGGUGAAAAAGCAAUUGAAGAAGCACCGUUCAGGGGAGCAGCAUGAGAAACUGCAGCAGCUGCUUCAGCGAAUGGAGCAGCAAGAAAUGGUACAGCAGGAACGCAAGAGGCAACAGGCAUUGCACCUAGCCCAGAAGCAGGAGCGGCGUGCUCUGGCCCAGCAGGGCCAUCGGCCCUACUUCAUGAAGAAAUCUGAACAGCGUCAACUGGCCCUGGCUGAGAAGUUCAAGGAGCUGAAACGCAGCAAGAAGUUGGAGAAUUUCUUAAGUCGAAAGAGACGUCGAAACGCAGGCAAGGACAAGAGACAUCUCCCCUUGAGCAAAGAGUAAUAAGAAACUGUCUUCUGUCUGCACUGUCUGAGAAAGACAUGGAUCUAUGGUGACCAGGCUACCUGUUCUUGUUUUUUCCUGUUUAAAAGCUCUUGAAUUAAGAGAGAGCUCUUGGACAACUCUUUGGGCUGGAAAAAUAAGGGGAACAGCCUUCUGCCAGGCUAUGCUGCCAGUUUGGGUGGUUCAUCAUGUCCUCGUGUCUGACUAUUCUCGCCUCAAGUCAGUGAUGCUGGUACAAAAGGAACCAUGGCAUUUGCUCGUGGUCCCAGGGCUGGGACUGUAGGAACCAUUUCAUAAAGUCAUGUUACAUGUC
Messenger RNA from Dipodomys spectabilis (banner-tailed kangaroo rat), 1075 nucleotides. RefSeq names its product ribosomal RNA processing 36 (gene Rrp36). Gene Ontology annotation, biological process: maturation of SSU-rRNA from tricistronic rRNA transcript (SSU-rRNA, 5.8S rRNA, LSU-rRNA). Gene Ontology annotation, cellular component: nucleolus; 90S preribosome. NCBI's taxonomy places the organism in Eukaryota, Metazoa, Chordata, Mammalia, Rodentia, Heteromyidae. The record is from RefSeq and is a predicted model, not a curated record. The transcript has 7 exons. Bases 13 to 762 code for a protein of 249 amino acids.